Molecule: messenger RNA, 4017 nt
Organism: Phlebotomus argentipes
Lineage: Eukaryota; Metazoa; Arthropoda; Insecta; Diptera; Psychodidae
Gene: Sara
Product: zinc finger FYVE domain-containing protein 9
Exons: 7
Coding region: 211-3705 (1164 amino acids)
Biological process (GO): endosomal transport
Cellular component (GO): early endosome membrane
Molecular function (GO): metal ion binding
Source: RefSeq, a predicted model, not a curated record
AAUCGGAGUUUUUUGGGAAACAAAUCUGCCCGUGAGUUGAAUUGUACAGAAAAAAGCAGCAAUUGUCGUGUGAAAGUGAGGGUGAAAGAGCCAGGAGGUGUUCCAUGAGUCAUCCUUGAUGCCAGUGUGUGUGCACAAGUGUCUGUUCUCGCUCUCUGUCCGCAAAUAGCACGAAGAAACAAGAGUGUUGCCGCAGUGGCGCGCAGUCCGAUGGAUCUCGUGGACAUCGACAAGGUGCUGGAUGACUUUGAGCUGAGUGACGACCGGAGUGGCGCCGCGGGCAGCAAUGGGGCGACGGAGGAGGAGCACUCCGGGAAGAGGGGCUUUAGCAAGCAGUUCGUCAACGUCUCCAGCGUCUUCUCCAGCCUCAAUGACUACGUGGGUGUGGAGAUUGCGGCCAAUUCCUCGCCGGAGGCAGAGAAGCUGACCGAGUCCGCGGUGGAGGAGCUGAAGGUCAACGGGGAGACUGCCAGUGAGUCCGUGGAGGAGGAGACGCUGGAGCGCAGUUCAGAGAUCGUGCUGUCGCUGACGACGACGUCCGACAGCUCGUCGGAUCUGUCGAAUCCGUCGAUCAACACGACGGAACUGAGCGAGGACGGCCUGAGCCUGGAGCCGGGCGCCAAAGUGUCCAACAUGUUGACACUGGAGUCCUCGUCAAUCUGCAUCGACAACGAGAUCUCUUCCUCGAUCUUGCCCAGUCGCAAUUUCGGCACGAAUCUCUCCACGCUGUCCAGGAUCACAGAGACUGAGGACAACUCGGCGCUGGGCGGGAGCGAUGAGAUGCCGCAAGAGGAAGAGGAGGAGGAGGUGAUAAUUCCCCGUGAGACUCCUCAGCCGCCGGUGAAUGUGCCCGUGGGUUUCGAGGAGACGAUGGACGACGUGUCAGACACGGAGCUGGAGAGCUAUCUGCAGGAGCUAGAGAAUGAGUCCAUUCGGGAGGCUGUGCCGGAGAAGGAGGAUUCUCCGCGUGUGGAUCAGCACGACAGUGUCUCUCAGGCAUCCACAGUUGAGAUCACGGACACGCGGAAGCGCAUUGAGGUGGACUUUGACGAGGAAUCCAACUCGAAUUCAUCCCUGUUGGAGGAGAAGGAGACUGAAGAGUUGGCCGAUGAGCCUACAACGUGUACUCUGUCCACGUCUGAAGUGGAGGUGCAUCAGAAUGACGUGACUCUGGACGCGCUGGAGCCGGAGGCGCAGGCGGAGGCAGAAGUGGAGUUGAGACAGCAAAGUGAGGUGGAAGAAGAAGUGGUUGAAGCGGUGGAGGAGGCGCCGCAAGCGAAGCCCCAGCGUCCGGACUCUCUGGACUUGUCGAUGGUGGCGAAUGUGGGCUUCGCCGGGCAGACGCCAACACACUCGCAACCACCUGAGGGCGCCGUGGGUGGCGAAGAGGAGGAGACCAUCACUGAGGCCUCCGCUCAAAUGUCCACGUCCAGUUCGGAUGACUUCAUGCCCAUGGCGCAGCCGCCGGCCGUGGAGAGUUCGGCCGAGCGGCGGCUGAGCACGUCCGGCCAGCAAUUGGGCAAGGUGGCGCCCUAUUGGGUGCCGGACAACGUCACGAACUUCUGCAUGCAGUGCAACCUGAAGUUCUCCCUGAUCAAGCGGCGGCACCACUGCCGCGCCUGCGGCCAGGUGCUCUGCUCCACGUGCUGCUCGCUAAAGGCGAAGCUGGAGUACCUCGGCGACGUGGAGGCGCGGAUAUGCAUCCAGUGCGAUGCGAUAAUGUCGCGCGAGGCCGCCGAGAUGAUCAUGAACAACAACACCGGCUGUCUCGCGCGCUCGCCCAAUCCCAACAACCCCAUGGAGUACUGCUCCACCAUUCCGCCGCACCAGCAAGUCUCGGGCACGCCGGCGGGCCCCAUCGCCGUGAUGGUGCCGGCGGGUGUGCUGAAGAAGGAAGGCGCGCCCAAUCGUGGCCGGAAGGACAAGAAUGUCAUCUUCAGUGACGGCAUUCGGCCGGGCUGUGAUCUCACAGAAUUGGACGGGGAUGAGUCUGAGGGACGCUCCAGGCGCAACGGCAAUUGGCGCGUGCAGACGCCGCCAGGACCCAGCAAACCACGCGCGACGCCGAACGUCAAGUUGCCAAUCAAGGACAAAGUCACCGGCUCGUACAUCCCGAAGGAGGAGAAUCUCCUGCCGCCUGUUUACAUCGCCACGAAGACGGACUUUCGCUUCGAGGACGUGGCGAACAAUGCCAGUCUCAUUGCCAGACUCAAGCAGGAGACCCUCAAGUUUGCCAUUCACCGCAACUUUCACGUGCAUCUGAAGAUCAUCGAUCUGUCCUGCUGCAUGAAUCGCACGGUGUUCAACUUCACCACGCACGGUCUGCGCUUCGUCGGCCAGGACGAGAUGAUCAUCCUGCUGGAAGUGGACGAGUCUGAGCAGGUGCCAAAGGACAUCUUUCUGCAUCUGUGCGAGAUCUACGCCGAGGCGGAUCGCGGUCAGACCAUCACGGAGCUGGGCUUCUCGCUGGCGUCGUCCAGCACGUUCUUGGGAUCGCGCGAGCACGGCGGCUUUCUCUACAUUCGUCCAACAUUCCAGUGUCUUCAGGGCGUGUGCCUGCCGGAACCGCCCUACCUCAUCGGCCUGCUAAUCCACAAGUGGGAAGUGCCGUGGGCCAGGCUGUUCCCGCUGCGUCUGCAGCUACGCCUCGGCGCAUACUAUCGCUACUACCCCAGCCCGCACGUGUCCUUCCGCGGCAGGGAGAGCGUCUACACCGAGAUCUCCGACACGAUCAUCAAUUUCCUGGCGGACUUUCGUACUUACUCCUACACGCUGUCCUCCAUCCGCGGCCUGCUGAUACACAUGGAGGAGGGCCACACGACGGUGAUGAUACCGCGCAAUCGGUACGAUCAGGUGGUGAAGGCGAUCAACAACUCCAGCGACAACAUCCUGGCCAUCGGCGGCAACUUCUCCCGCAAGGCCGACGGGCAUCUGGUGUGCAUUCAGAACACGGAUGCCGACAGUGGCCAGCUGCACGCGUACUCCACGCAGGCCAUCAACAUCGAGGGCCACGCGCGCAACGUGACAGGCGCCAGCUUUCUGGUGCUGAACGGCGCGCUGAAGAGUACGAGCGGCCUCACGGGCAAAUGCAGCAUCGUGGAGGACGGGCUGAUGGUGCAGAUCCUGCCGGCGAAGAUGGAGACGGUGCGGGCGGCGCUCAAGAACAUGAAGGAUGUGACAAUCGUGUGCGGAGCAGUUGAUGCUGAGCCCAGUCAGACGGAGAAUGUCAAUAUUGUGUGGACGGACAAUGAUUUGGAGUUCAAUGUUGGUGUUGUUUCGCCGAUUGACAACAAGAAAAUGGACGGAAUUCCGAGUAUUCGAGUGCACAAAGGACAGGAUUUCUCCAGUAGUAAUCACAUAAUUCGCUGGACGGAGGUUUUCAUCCUCAAAGUUGAAGACGAUUCGUCGCAUUCUUCUGUGAACAUCCCAAAAGUGUCAGAACAGAUUGCUCAAAGCACUGCAGUGGCUCUUGUUUCAUUUCUCGAUUUGCUGGCGGCCAAUGGACUGCGGAGAAUUGGACUGAGAACGACGCUGGAUCAAGAGACGGUCUGCUACGAAGCGGGAAGUCAUCAGCAGAAGCUGCCGCCGCUUUACAUGGACGUCCUGGAUAAUGAGCUUAUUCCCACAUUGCAUAGACAAGUGACGAAUCUGCAGAUUGACAAUCCCAUCAUUGUCGAGCUGAUCUUUGACAUUCUAGACAAGUGAUUUCCGCAUGAUAUCAAUUGAGGCGCCGGGUUGGAUGCUCAGUGUGCAAUUAGAAGGAAUCGUGGGUCGCUACUUUCCCAAUUUUGCAAAGAGUUAACACACGGUGAAAGUAUCGACGAUGCGGUGCGAUUUGCAAGGGUCGCACGUUAAAAUCGUAGGAGUAAAACGUGAAUUUAAGGGUAGGAGAGAAGAGAGGAGAACAAUUUGUAUGACUUUGUAUAUAAAUGAAACAUGAAUUAUUGAUAUGUUGUGUAAGAUUGUUAUAUUGGAUGAGAAAUGGAAUGGAGGAGAGCAUUUUAUGGAUGAAUAAAA